ACUCCAUUUCCCAGAGUGCCUCUGGACGCGAGAGCUGCAUUCGCCCGGCUUGUUAAGAGUUCCGUCCCAGAGGGGGAACUGCGGUAGCCAAGCCUGAGUGCGAGCCGAUGCUGAGUGGGCAGCUGGUCGUACGCCUGUUCUCCAUGGCCAGCCGUGUCUGUAUGUACCGGGGCAGCGCGGGAUCAGGGGUCAUCGGUCCCGUCGAGGCUGCCAUUCGCACGAAGUUGGAGCAGGCCCUGAACCCCGAAGUGCUGGAGCUGCGUAAUGAGAGCGGCGGCCACGCGGUCCCACCGGGCAGUGAGACCCAUUUCCGCGUGGCGGUGGUGAGCUCUCGCUUUGAGGGACUGAGCCCCCUACAAAGGCAUCGGCUGGUCCAUGCGGCGCUGUCAGAAGAGCUGGCUGGGCCAGUCCACGCCCUGGCAAUACAGGCGCGGACCCCCGCCCAGUGGAGGGAGAACCCUCAACUGGACACAAGCCCCCCCUGCCUAGGUGGGAGCAAGAAAAGUCGAACCUAACCCUGGACCUGGAGAGAGGGAGGACCAGGAUUCAAACGCGUUGCGUGAGAAUAAACUACUGGGGCUUUCUUCCAUUUAAUACAGUCUGCUAUUUGUUGGAAACGA
Messenger RNA from Dama dama (fallow deer), 620 nucleotides. It is a transcript of the gene BOLA1, whose product is annotated as bolA family member 1. The transcript is spliced from 2 exons. The record is from RefSeq and is a predicted model, not a curated record. NCBI's taxonomy places the organism in Eukaryota, Metazoa, Chordata, Mammalia, Artiodactyla, Cervidae. The coding region runs from base 108 to 515 and encodes 135 amino acids. Gene Ontology annotation, cellular component: mitochondrion.